CGCCGAGCAGCGCGCCGCGGCCGCCAUCGCCAGGGGGUCCCGGCCCCGGCCCUGUCCGGGAACAAUAAAGCUCUUGUUGAGAGCACCGGGGGCCGGGCGCCGGGCGAGCCCCUUCCUCUUUCGUCCCUCCUUCUCCUCCUCUGCCGCCGCCGCUGCCGCGGGCCCCGCGCCCGGUGGAUGGAGAAGCAGGGCAGGAUGGACUGCCCCGCGCUGCCCCCGGGCUGGAAGAAGGAAGAGGUGAUCCGCAAGUCGGGCCUCAGCGCCGGCAAGAGCGAUGUCUACUACUUCAGUCCAAGUGGUAAGAAGUUCAGAAGCAAGCCUCAGUUGGCAAGAUACCUGGGAAACACUGUUGAUCUCAGCAGUUUUGACUUCAGAACGGGAAAGAUGAUGCCCAGUAAAUUGCAGAAGAACAAACAGAGACUAAGGAAUGAUUCUCUCAAUCAAAAUAAGGGAAAGCCAGACUUAAAUACAACUUUACCAAUCAGGCAAACUGCGUCAAUUUUCAAACAACCGGUCACCAAAGUUACCAAUCAUCCGAGUAACAAAGUAAGGUCUGAUCCGCAGCGAGUGACAGAGCAGCCACGACAGCUUUUCUGGGAGAAGAGGCUACAAGGCCUCAGCGCGUCGGAUGUCAGUGAACAGAUCAUAAAAUCCAUGGAGCUACCUAAAGGUCUUCAAGGAGUUGGCCCGGGUAACAACGACGAUACCCUGUUAUCAGCUGUUGCUAGUGCUUUGCACACCAGUUCUGCGCCUAUCACGGGGCAGCUCUCUGCAGCUGUGGAGAAGAACCCAGCUGUCUGGCUUAACACAUCUCAACCCCUGUGCAAAGCUUUCAUCGUCACAGACGAUGACAUUAGAAAACAAGAAGAGCGGGUGCAACAAGUGCGUAAAAAACUGGAGGAAGCACUAAUGGCAGACAUUUUGUCACGAGCGGCUGAUACAACAAAAGAUAUAGAUGUAGAAAUGGAUAAUGGAGAUGAAGCAUAAAAAGAAAUCAGGUACUUUUAACUGACUUGUCCCAGGAGGAACUUCCUAAAAGACAGAGGCACUUUCUCCUUCGGUCUUUCGUUAUAAGAAGAAAUGGACCCAUGCACAUUUAUAUAGCUUUCUAAUAGCAUUAAAACCAAUGCCUUUUUUAGACUCCUAUUUUUGAUGUAUAUAUCUUAUUUGAAAAGCAACUUUAUUUUGUGUCCUAUGACUUAAAGUCCUUUUUUAAGUAUCGAACGUUACCCUUAAUCUAAAGCUGAGCUUUUGAUGCCAGGUUGCAAACCUACUGGAAUUAUAUUGCUUGUACUAAAUAUUUGUUUUUCCUGUGGUUUUUAGUAAGGAUGGAUCAGGAGAACAGAAUGAUUUCCCAAAUAAAGAUUAUUGUGACUCUGUAUAUAAACAGAUUUUUAUACAAUGGGUGAAAACACCUGUACAUUCUUCCGUCAUCACUGUAAAGAUAAAUAAAUGAUUAUAUUCCAAGCA
Molecule: messenger RNA, 1470 nt
Organism: Phalacrocorax carbo (great cormorant)
Lineage: Eukaryota; Metazoa; Chordata; Aves; Suliformes; Phalacrocoracidae
Source: RefSeq, a predicted model, not a curated record